AUGACUAAACUUCAUAUCUAUCUAUCUAUCUAUCUAUCAUUCUUUUCAACUUUCCCUCGCGGUACUUGUCGACUAUCGGACUCGUCCCGGUAUUUAGCCUUGGAUGGAGCUUACCACCCAAUUUGGGCUGCGUUCCCAAGCAACCCGACUCUCGGAUCGAAGGCCGACGCUCGCCGUCCGCACCGAAUGGGCCUGGCACCCGCCGCGGGCGGCCCCGAUCGAGGGAACUCCGAACUACGCGAGACGAAAACGAACGGCUUCUUUCGACCCAUGCGCAAUGCAAAGCUCUUCACCUUCUCUUUCACUCUUUCCUUUCUGUCUCCCUUGAUUCUGUACAAUUAUGUCAUUUUUUUUUAUCUCUCUUUCCCCCAGACCUCUGCCUUCCUCACUCCCCCGUCUCCCCCACCUCUCUUUCUCUCUCUCCAAAACACUAUUCAUAAGCCAGUGCUUCUCACCUAG
This is a messenger RNA of Acanthosepion pharaonis, 459 nucleotides long. Lineage: Eukaryota; Metazoa; Mollusca; Cephalopoda; Sepiida; Sepiidae. The record is from the annotation of a GenBank genome assembly.